AUGAGGGGGACACGGCUGGUGCUACUGAUGCUGGUGCUGGCGACCUGCGGCCACGAGCUCGCGGAGGCCCUGCGAUGCUACACCUGUCAUGAGCCUACUAGUGUGUCCAGCUGUGUUGCCGUUGCCACCUGCCAUGCCAACGAGACCAUGUGCAAGACCACCGUCUACAGCCUGGAGAUAGUAUACCCCUUCGUGGGGGACUCCACGGUGACCAAGUCCUGCGCCGUCAAGUGUGUGCCCUCGGACGUGGACGGCAUCGGCCAGACCCAGCCGGUGUCCUGCUGCAACACGGACCUCUGCAACAUAGACGGGGCCCCUGCCCUGGCUGGUGGCUGCGGCCUGGCCUUGGCGCUGGCGCUCCUCCUGCUGGGCAGCCUCGGCCUCUAG
Enhydra lutris kenyoni (northern sea otter) is the source of this 387-nucleotide messenger RNA. Its product is annotated as ly6/PLAUR domain-containing protein 2-like. Lineage: Eukaryota; Metazoa; Chordata; Mammalia; Carnivora; Mustelidae. The transcript has 3 exons. Bases 1 to 387 code for a protein of 128 amino acids. Gene Ontology annotation, molecular function: acetylcholine receptor inhibitor activity. The record is from RefSeq and is a predicted model, not a curated record.